Molecule: messenger RNA, 1977 nt
Organism: Naegleria fowleri
Lineage: Eukaryota; Heterolobosea; Eutetramitea; Acrasida; Naegleriidae
Exons: 2
Coding region: 1-1977 (658 amino acids)
Biological process (GO): protein ubiquitination
Molecular function (GO): ubiquitin-protein transferase activity
Source: RefSeq, a predicted model, not a curated record
AUGUUGAAUAAUAGUAAUAAUAACACUAGCUCCGAUUCCAAUAGUAGCCACCAUCUUCAUCAUCAUCACUCAUCAAGAAUGCCAACUGUCAAUUCCACAUCGGGUAUCUCGGAUGAUCCAUCCACCACCACCACCAACAACAACAACCCUAAUACCUCACUCCAACUGGCACAACUCUCAUUCAACAAUUGUCUCGGAGGAGAGUUGCCUCUCCCCUACAAUGCAAAAGAACAAGAAGCCAUUGCAUCCAACAAUGAAAUGUUCUUUUUUGUCAUGACUCCCGAUGAAAAGAAUCAAUUCAUGCAAAGGGUUGACCAGUAUGUGAGAGAACGACGACCUCACGAAGCACUUUCCUUACUUGCAAAUAAGGCAAAAAAUUUACAAAAUCAUUUACAAGAUUUAACGAGUCAACAAGAGAGUUUACAUCAACAAUAUGAACAAUUAAGACAUCAAUAUCCUUAUUUUGAUAGAAAUAGUAAUGUCAUGUACAAUGAAGAUGGUGAAUCACAAGAGAUUGACUUUCAUCGACUGAACCAAUUAAGCAUGACAAUUGGUGCUGUCAAGACACAACUCGUAGAAAUUCUGCUCAAAAAAGUUCAAAUGUUACUCCCAAUGCAACUCGAACAGGAAGCAGAGAGAGAUUUGAAAAUAAUUUUCAAUAUUGAUCCCCAAAAUCAAAUAGCAAAUCAUUAUGUUGCAGUAUUGGAAAAGCAAUUACAAGAGAAGAGAUUUCGAGAGGAGCAGGAAAACAUGGAAAAGUUGAAACGAGGUGGUGAUGGGUUAGAAACUAUCAUUUUGACAGAUGAAUCAAAUCUGCGAGAAACAAGUUUUACUCGAAAACGAACAAACACACUCUAUGAUUUUGACGAAGAUGUCGAAGAGUUGGAAUGCCCACUUUGUUAUCGAGUUUUCUAUGAACCUGUGACGCUGAGUUGUGGCCACACGUUCGAUCGAAGCUGUAUUUGUAGAGUUCAUGAUUAUAGUGACAAGUGCCCACUCUGCCGACAAACCAUUCAUGUUGUGCCCUAUGACUAUCCAGUGACAGUUGUUAUUAAUGAAUUAUGUCAGAAAUAUUGUAAACAACAGUACGAACAACGAAAGAAGGAAAUGGAAGAAGAAAAUGGUUCACAACAGCUCAACAUUAAUCACAUUCCUAUUUUUGUAUUGGACUUUGUACUGUAUCCUCACACCUUACUGCCGUUACACAUCUUUGAACCUCGAUAUCGCUUAAUGAUGCGACGAUGCAUGAGCGGAAGCAAAUGUUUUGGAUUGGUGUGCUGUGGCCCGAACCGUAAUGGUGACAUUGCCAAAUAUGGUUGCAUUGCAAAAAUUACAAGCUUUAAAUUGUUACCUGAUGGUCGUAGUAUUAUUGAGACAGUAGGAACAGAUCGAUUUAAAAUUUUAGAGAAGUGGGACACAGAUGGGUAUAUUUGUGCCAAAGUUCAACUAUUGAAGGACAAGACAGAAACUGAAAUUAAUGUCAUGGAGGGUGGGAUUGGAGGAAAUAAUAAUAGAAAUUCUGUCGUUCGUGACACUCUUGUUUCCUCCGUGAGAAUGAGUCACAACACAGCAGAGGACUCGGUCACAUCUCCAUCACAACAACCCUCAUCUUCAUCUUCCGGCAACCCUAGAACCACUUCCACCACAACUUCCUCGACUGGCUUUGAUAACGUUUGGCACACGGCAGAGAAAAUGACCUUACAGCAACUCAAUGAACAACUGUAUCAAAUUGUAGAAAUAUUCCUGCAAGAUGUCGGACCAGAGACCAAACAAACCAUCAUUCAAAAAGUUGGUCCAUUCCCAAAAGAGAACGAGCCAGAAAAGUUGAGUUUUUGGGUGAGUGCCAUGCUACCUCUCACGACUCAACUCAAGUUGGAUUUACUCGCCAUUACCAAUACGAAGGAACGAUUACGGGUGUUACUGUCGAUCUGUAAACAAAUUGCACAGUCACAACAAUCGAAUUGUGUCACUCAAUAA